CUUGCAACGGCGUGGCGCAGGCGCAUGUAUGAACUCGUGGGGCGCGGUCAUGCCAGACCCGGCCCAGCAGCAGGUGGCGAGACACCCGAGACUCGUAUAACUGCCCUCGUUGCUGCCUGCCUGGGUUCGUCGCCAUCUCCGUCCUCUGUCUCGCUGUCCGCCAUGCUGACCUCCAAGCUGCUCGUUGUCUCGCUGAUCGCUCCCUUGGCCCUUGGCUUCUCGCUCGGCCCCAACAAGGCCUCUCCCGUCGCCGCCGCGGGGUCUCUUACGUUUGUCGAUGGCUCCAACUCAACUACACCCACGACCAACUCCAACGGUACCCACCACUAUGUCCUCCGCCCGCUGAGCGACCAGGAGCUGCAGCACCUCGAGGAGACCGACAAGCAAGCCUACGAAGAGUAUCUCAAGCUCGAGAAGGACCCCAAAUUCCAAGAAAAGAUCCGCAAGGCCCAGGACUACCUCGACAAGAUCCAGCAGUCCGGCAUCGAUCCCCUGACCCUGUUCCAGGACGACUCCAUCCCCAACGACCAUAUCCUGCGUGUCAUCUUUCAAGAAGAAAACAUCGAUGACUCUCACCAUGCCGCCUUGGCCGAGGCUGCUCUACGAAGCACCCCAAGCAACGGCCGAGCCGCCACCGAGCCUCAGCGCUUUGAUGCUCGUGACUAUGGCUGGGUGACCUCGAUCAAGGACCAGGGCCAGUGCGGCUCGUGCGUUGCCUUUGCCACCGCCUCGACCCUGGAAACCACCUGGAGGGUCCUCACCAAGACCGAUGGCACCGUUUCCGAGGCCGAUCUCUUCUUCUGCCUCGGCCCCCACUAUCCUCUUCAUGGGCAUGCCCCCCGAUGCAGCACCGGAUGGGAUCAAGUUCUUGCCGCCGAGGCCGUUGUGCAGUAUGGCGUCGUGCCCCGGGCCUGCUAUCCCUAUCCCGCCAAUUUGGAUUCGGAUCUGCCGUGUCAGUCGACGCAUGUCUCGCAGGCCUGCACUACCCGCACCCGUUUCAACGCGGUGACUCUGAGCUCGUUCUCGGCCAUCCGCCAGCACAUCAUGACAUACGGUGCUGUUGCCACCGGAUUCAUCGUCAACGAGGACUUCCAAAAUCCCAGUUCUACCGCCCAUAACCGCGUCUACGUCCCAUCCGCCGGUACCAAGAAGGUUGGCGGCCACGCCAUCAGCUGCAUCGGCUGGGACGACAGCGUCCGGGCUUGGCUCUGCAAGAACUCUUGGGGCACCAACUGGGGAACCGAGGGCUUCUUCUGGAUCCGAUACGGCGUCUCUGGUCUCAUGGGCACCUCUGGCCCGAGCAGCGAAGAUGCUGUUGUUGGCUACACCAGUCUGCGCAAAUAGAGCGAUGAUCUGGAGACAUUUAUCUGCCAUACGAGGCAAUUUGAGCUUACAGCGUACAGUGUACCCAUUUCUAAACGUAACACCCUCCCUUGAGUAAAGGUUGGCGUCGAUUUCUAGUCCUGAAUAUACACCAUCCAUCGCGA
Polychytrium aggregatum is the source of this 1487-nucleotide messenger RNA. RefSeq lists its product as uncharacterized. Bases 25 to 1344 code for a protein of 439 amino acids. Gene Ontology annotation, cellular component: lysosome. The transcript has 6 exons. Gene Ontology annotation, molecular function: cysteine-type endopeptidase activity. The record is from RefSeq and is a predicted model, not a curated record. Lineage: Eukaryota; Fungi; Chytridiomycota; Chytridiomycetes; Polychytriales.